AGGAGCAAGCUUGGCUGGACGCCCUGUACAGUGUGUCUGCGAUUACAAUGACAGCGUGUCCAGAGGAGGCAGCAGCAGGCAGGCCGAGGGCCCCCCGGGGCAUCCCUCCCUCCCCCUUUGUCUAGGCUUCGCAAAGCAGCCACUGACGCUGGGUUCCUGCCAGAGCUGCGAAGCAGGGCCUCCCGAGCGCAGCUGGGAGAACCGCACAGUUCCCUUUGCUAGUUCCUGAAACGUGCCUGUUCGGAGAGAAGAAAGGAAUCUGUUUGUCUGGCCUGAGUAUGCAGUGUUGUUGUAGCCGUGUCAGUCCCAGGAUAUUAGAGAUCCAAGGUCCCUGCCAGCCUCUGAGGAAUGGCUGCUGACAUUCACAAGAAGAAAGGCUGGGAAGUCCCCAACGGGUCCUUGGUGCCAGCAGAUGGGCAACCCACAGAGAGGUCGGAGAGCCCCACCCCAGGGCUGGCUCAGGGCAUGGAACCAGGGGCAGGCCAGGAGGGGGCGAUGUUUGUUCACACCCGGUCCUACGAGGACCUGACGAGCCCUGAGGAUGGAGACGUCGCGUCCAGAAGCUCUGAGGAAGGGCGAGGGGACCAGGCAGACCAGACCAGCAUAGAACAGAUCAGCAAGGACUUCAGUGAGCUCAGCACACAGCUGACAGGCAUGGCGUUAGACCUGGAGGAGGAGAUGAGGCCGAGCCAGGAGGACAAGAUGGAUCUCUCCCUGCAGACGGCCCGGAGGGACUCAGCCCGGUCAGAGAAGGAGGAUGAGGACGUGACCAUGGAGACCUGGCGCAUGCAUCAGAAGCAUGUGUUCGUGCUGAGCGAGGCGGGCAAGCCAGUGUAUUCCCGCCACGGCUCAGAGGAGGCGCUGUCCAGCACCAUGGGAGUGAUGAUGGCCCUGGUGUCCUUCCUGGAGGCAGAGAAGAAUGCCAUCAGGUCUAUCCAUGCAGAUGGCUACAAGGUGGUCUUUGUGCGCCGGAGCCCCCUGGUGCUGGUGGCCAUGGCCCGAACGCGGCAGUCGGAGCAGGAGAUUGCCCAUGAGCUCCUCUACAUCUACUACCAGAUCCUCAGCCUGCUCACCUGGACCCAGCUCAACCACAUCUUCCAGCAGAAGCAGAACUAUGACCUACGCAGGCUGCUGGCGGGCUCCGAGCGCAUCACUGACAACUUGCUGGACCUGAUGGCUCGGGACCCCAGCUUCCUGAUGGGUGCCGCGCGCUGCCUGCCAAUGGCAGCGGGGCUCAGGGACACCGUGAGCACCUGCCUCCAGCAGGCCAAGGCCAAAAGCCUGGUGUUCUCCAUCCUGCUGUCCAGGAACCAGCUGGUGUCUCUGGUGAGGAGAAAGGACCAGUUCCUGCAUCCCAUUGACCUGCAUUUACUCUUCAACCUCAUCAGCUCCUCCUCCUCCUUUCGUGAGGGCGAGGCCUGGACUCCUAUCUGCCUGCCCAAGUUCAACUCCAGCGGCUUCUUCCAUGCCCACAUCUCAUACCUGGAGCAGGACAUGGACCUGUGCCUGCUCCUGGUCUCCACCGACCGUGAGGACUUCUUCACUGUCUCCGACUGCAAGCGCCGCUUCCAGGAGCGCCUGCGGAAGCGUGGCGUGUCCCAUGCCCUGCAGGAGGCGCUGCGCACCCCCUUCUACAGCGUCUCCCAAGUGGGGAUCCCGGACCUCAGACACUUCAUCUACAAAUCCAAGAGCUCGGGGCUCUUCACCAGCCCUGAGAUUGAGGCUCCCUAUGUCAGCGAGGAGGAGAAGCAGAGGCUGCUGGAGCUAUACCAGUACCUGCACAGCCGUGCCCACAACUUCUCCCGCCCCCUGAAAAACAUCUACUUCACAGGACCCAGCGAAAAUCUCCUGGCUUGGGUGACCAGUGCCUUUGAGCUCUACCUGUGCUACAGCCCCCUGGGGACCAAGGCAGCCGCCGUCAGCGCUGUCAACAAGCUGAUGAAGUGGAUCCGCAGGGAAGAGGACCGACUCUUCAUCCUGACACCGCAGACCUACUGAUGGGUGCUGUGCCAUGCCAGCCAUGCCCAGAGCAUUCCCGGCUCCGAUCAGAACACCCCCCGCCCUCCCGAUGUGCGUGGAGGAUGGCGGGAAAGGGACACCCUUGGGAAGCAGAGCCCUCUGCCCCCCAACGCAGGGAAAGCACAUUAAUGGGGUUGUUAAAUAGCAGAUUUUAGAGACCCUAAAGCUUCCCGAGAUGCCUGGCGCUGUGACCAGGACCCAAUGGAGACCCCUGCUACUGAGGGGCCACCCCACCUGGACACGCAUUCCUCACUACAGCCUCCAGCCAGCGCUUCUACCUCACCUGCCACUUCUCAGCCUCCCCACACCGUCCUGCUUCCCUCCCCUGUUGGGACACUCCUCUUCAUUCCUGAGGUAUAUCUCUCAGUUUGGGGGGGGGGGAGGGAAUAUAUAUGGAGAUAUACCUAUCUCAUAG
This is a messenger RNA of Terrapene triunguis (Three-toed box turtle), 2434 nucleotides long. RefSeq names its product MON1 homolog A, secretory trafficking associated (gene MON1A). Bases 349 to 1998 code for a protein of 549 amino acids. The transcript has 7 exons. The record is from RefSeq and is a predicted model, not a curated record. Lineage: Eukaryota; Metazoa; Chordata; Testudines; Emydidae. Gene Ontology annotation, biological process: protein targeting to vacuole; vesicle-mediated transport.